AUGAACGAGCAAGAAGAAGACCUUGAACUUGCUCCUAUUGACCCCGAAAUUGAACGCACUUUCAGACAAAGAAGAAAGGAACAAAAGGCUAAAAAACGCUGCAAUAUGGCCGAUGGGUUUGAAAUUGGGGGUGCUCAUAAUGAAGCCAAUCCUAUUGCUUUGGCCGAUGAUAGAGCCCGAGCAAUAAGAGAGUAUGCAGCCCCUAUGUUCAAUGAGCUAAAUCCGGGUAUUGUGAGACCCGAAAUCCAAGCACCUCACUUUGAGCUCAAGCCCGUGAUGUUUCAAAUGCUCCAAACGUUACAAGGAGUAAGUGAAGAGGCUUUAAGAUUGAAGUUGUUCCCAUUUUCCUUGAGGGAUCGGGCUAGAGCAUGGCUUAAUACUCUUCCUCCCGAUUCGGUGACUAAUUGGAAUGAGUUGGCUGAAAAAUUCUUGAGAAAGUACUUUCCUCCAACAAGAAAUGCAAAGUUUCGAAGCGAGAUCAUGUCCUUUCAACAAUUGGAAGAUGAGACUACUAGUGAUGCAUGGGAAAGGUUCAAGGAGUUGUUGAGGAAGUGCCCACACCAUGGUAUUCCCCAUUGUAUCCAACUUGAGACUUUUUAUAAUGGUCUCAAUGCGGCUUCUAGGAUGGUGUUGGACGCUUCGGCUAAUGGAGCCAUUCUUUCCAAGUCUUACAAUGAAGCUUUUGAGAUUUUGGAAAGGAUAGCUAGCAACAACUAUCAAUGGUCAACUAAUAGAGCUCCUACAAGCCGAAAAGUAGCGGGUGUUCUUGAAGUAGAUGCUUUGACCGCUCUAACCGCUCAAAUGGCCUCAAUGACCAACAUUUUGAAGAAUAUGAAUAUGGGAGGAAGUGUACAACCAGCCGCUGCCAUUCAAAGGGCAGAAAUCUCUUGUGUGUAUUGUGGUGAUGGGCAUACUUUUGAAAAUUGCCCCUCAAAUCCAGCUUCGGUGUGUUAUGUGGGUAAUCAAAACUUCAACCGCAACAACAAUCCAUACUCAAACUCCUACAAUCCGGCAUGGAAGCAUCAUCCGAACUUUUCAUGGGGAGGUCAAGGGGCAAGUUCAAGUGGAGUACAAGGACAAGGAAAGCAAUCAUUCCCACCGGGUUUUUCUCAACAACCAAGACCUCAACAACCUCACCAACCUCAAGGCUCUCAAACUAGUUCUUUGGAGAGUUUAAUGAGAGAUUAUAUGGCCAAGAAUGACGCUGUAAUUCAAAGCCAGGCAGCAUCUCUUCGGAAUCUUGAAGUUCAAUUGGGGCAAUUGGCCAAUGAUUUGAAGAAUAGACCACAAGGCACCUUGCCUAGUGACACCGAAAACCCAAGAAGAGAUGGCAAAGAACAUUGCAAAGCGGUAACCUUGAGAAGUGGAAAAAUAAUUGAGUCAAACGUGGCUGCAAAAGGCAAAAAGCCUUUGCAAAAGCCACCUCUACCAUUUCCUCAACGGUUCAAGAAGCAACAAGAUGAUGGUCAAUUCCGGAGAUUUCUUGAUGUUCUAAAGCAGCUCCACAUCAAUAUACCUUUAGUGGAAGCUUUGGAGCAAAUGCCAACUUAUGUGAAGUUUUUGAAGGAUAUUUUGACAAAGAAAAGGAGGCUUGGGGAGUUUGAAACUGUCGCUUUGACGGAGGGCUGUAGUGCCAUGUUGAAAAGUAAAAUCCCACCCAAAUUGAAAGAUCCGGGCAGCUUUACAAUUCCAAUUUCUAUUGGGGGUAGAGAUGUUGGAAGAGCUCUUUGUGACUUGGGAGCUAGUAUUAAUCUCAUGCCGAUGUCUACCUUUAGAAAGUUGGGAAUUGGAGAAGCGAGGCCAACCACCAUCACUUUGCAAUUAGCGGAUCGUUCCAUGGCUCAUCCGGAAGGGAAAAUUGAAGAUGUGUUGGUGCAAGUGGAUAAAUUCAUUUUUCCGGCUGAUUUUAUCAUUCUAGACUAUGAGGCCGAUAGAGAAGUUCCGAUUAUUUUGGGACGGCCAUUUCUUGCUACCGGAAGAACCUUGAUUGAUGUACAAAAUGGGGAACUCACUAUGAGAGUGAAUGAUCAAAAGGUUACUUUUAAUGUGUUCAAUGCUAUGAGAUUCCCGGAUGAGAUUGAAGAAUGUUCACGUUUGAGUGUGAUUGAUUCUAUUGUGGCUGAAAGUUUUCACAAGGAAGUGUGGAAGGAUGAGAAGGUGAUAAGCUCUCUUGAAGAUCUUGAAGCUUUGAGUGAAGAUGAAGAAACCCAAGUUGCUUGGGUUGAGCUGACGCAACCUUUCCCUAAAUUCAAGAGAUCUUUUGAGUCUUUAGAAUUGAAAGAAAGCAAUUUCAAGCCUCCAAAGCCUUCCAUCCAAGAACCACCAAAGUUAGAGCUGAAACCUUUGCCAAGCCACCUCAAAUAUGCUUAUUUGGGGGAGAAUGAAACGCUGCCAAUAAUUAUUUCAGCGUGUUUGGAAGCUGAAGCUGAAGGUUUGUUGCUAGAAGUGCUGAAGAAACAUAAAAGAGCGAUUGGGUGGACUAUGGCAGACAUAAAAGGGAUUAGUCCAGCGAUCUGCACGCACAAAAUAAUCCUAGAAGCUGGCUGUAGUAACUCCAUUGAGCAUCAACGAAGGUUGAAUCCUGUUAUGAAGGAAGUAGUGCGAAAAGAAGUGAUAAAGUGGCUGGAUUAUGGUAUUGUAUACCCGAUUUCAGAUAGUUCAUGGGUUAGUCCUGUCCAAUGUGUGCCAAAGAAAGGAGGAAUCACGGUGGUGGCUAAUGCGAACAAUGAGUUGAUUCCUACUCGAACUGUGACAGGUUGGAGGGUAUGUAUGGACUAUCGGAAGCUCAACAAUGCUACUCGGAAGGAUCAUUUCCCGCUGCCAUUUAUUGACCAAAUGUUGGAUCGUUUGGCGGGAAAAGAGUUUUACUGCUUUCUUGAUGGUUAUUCGGGUUACAAUCAGAUUUCUAUAGCACCAGAAGAUCAAGAGAAAACCACCUUCACUUGUCCAUAUGGUACCUUUGCCUUUAGGAGGAUGCCAUUUGGCUUGUGCAAUGCUCCCGCGACUUUCCAAAGGUGUAUGAUGGCUAUUUUCUCGGAUAUGGCUGAAAGUAUUUUGGAGAUAUUCAUGGAUGAUUUCUCUAUCUACGGGGAAUCGUUUGGGAUUUGUUUGGAGAAUUUGGAGAGAGUGUUAACAAGAUGUGAAGAAACCAACUUGGUGCUUAACUGGGAGAAAUGCCACUUCAUGGUUCAAGAGGGUAUUGUGUUGGGUCACAAAGUGUCUAGAAAGGGGAUAGAAGUUGACAAGGCAAAGCUAGAAGUGAUUGAGAAGUUACCAGCCCCUACCACGGUGAAAGGCAUAAGAAGCUUCCUUGGACACGCGGGUUUCUAUAGGCGCUUCAUUAAAGACUUUUCUAAGGUGUCCAAACCCUUGUGUAGCUUGCUUGAACAAAAUAGGCCAUUUGAGUUUACCGCUGAAUGUAAUGAAGCAUUUUCAAAGUUGAAGACAGCUCUUGUUACGGCCCCCGUGAUUGUAGCACCCGAUUGGUUAUUGCCCUUUGAACUCAUGUGUGACGCAAGUGAUUUUGCCAUUGGGGCUGUUCUUGGACAGCGGAAGAAUAAGACCUUUCACUCCAUUUAUUACGCAAGCAAAACUCUUGUUGAUGCCCAGAUUCACUACACCACUACUGAAAAAGAGUUGCUAGCGGUGGUUUUUGCCUUUGAGAAAUUCAGAUCUUAUCUUGUGGGAACCAAAGUUGUUGUGUAUACUGACCAUUCGGCAAUCAAGUAUUUGAUAGCUAAGAAAGAUUCUAAACCGAGGCUCAUUCGUUGGGUUUUGUUGCUACAAGAGUUUGAUUUGGAAAUUCGAGACAGAAAAGGGACAGAAAACAAAGUGGCGGAUCAUCUCUCUAGGUUGGAAACUAACAAUCACAGCAGCCACUUAGAAGAAGAAAUACAAAUUCAAGACUCAUUCCCAGAUGAGCAACUGCUAGUGGUAGAGCAAACACGGGUACCAUGGUAUGCAGACAUUGUCAAUUACUUAGUUGGAGGUGCCUAUCCACCUGAUUUUACCAAGCAGCAGCUUAAAAAGUUCCUUCAUGAUAGCAAGUUUUAUUUUUGGGAUGAGCCAUACUUGUACAAGCAAUGCCCAGAUCGUAUAAUGCGGAGAUGUGUGCCAAUGAGUGAAGUUAGAAGCAUCUUGGAGCAUUGUCAUUCAGCUCCUUAUGGUGGCCAUUUUGGUGGACAACGCACGGCUGCCAAAGUCUUUCAAUCAGGAUAUUAUUGGCCCUUUAUUUUUAAAGAUGCUCAUGCUUUCGUUCAACAAUGUGAUCGCUGCCAGCGAGUGGGAAAUAUCUCCGCUAGGAAUGAGAUGCCUCUUAAUUGUAUUUUGGAGGUGGAAUUGUUUGAUGUGUGGGGUAUUGACUUUAUGGGGCCUUUCCCACAAUCCUAUGGGAAUCUUUACAUUCUAGUGGCGGUGGAUUACGUAUCAAAGUGGGUAGAGGCAAUUGCUAGUCCGAAGAAUGAUGCUCGAGUGGUCAUGAAAUUCCUUCAUAAACAUGUCUUCACAAGGUUUGGGACCCCUAGAGCUUUGAUAAGUGAUGAGGGAACACACUUUGUGAACAAAGUGUUGGCUGCACUCUUGGCAAAAUAUAGUGUAAAACACAAAGUUGCCACUGCCUAUCACCCACAAACUAAUGGGCAAGCUGAAGUAUCUAAUCGGGAAAUCAAAGGCAUAUUGGAGAAGGUGGUAAAUCCCAACAGAAAAGAUUGGUCCCAACGCCUAGAUGAUGCACUUUGGGCGUACCGGACAGCAUACAAAACACCUUUGGGCAUGUCUCCAUAUCGAUUGGUGUAUGGGAAGGCGUGUCACUUGCCGGUAGAGCUUGAACACAAAGCUUUUUGGGCUAUAAAGAAGCUGAACUUUGAUCUCCAAGCUGCUGGAGAAGCCCGCUUGCUGCAAUUAAAUGAGCUUGAAGAGAUGAGGUUUUUCUCCUAUGAAAAUGCCAAGUUGUACAAGGAGAAAACUAAGAGAUGGCAUGAUAAGAGAAUUCAACACCGAGUAUUUGAAGAAGGGCAGCAAGUGUUGUUAUUCAACUCAAGGCUGAAGUUGUUUCCAGGAAAGUUAAAGUCUCGUUGGUCGGGACCAUUCACCAUUGUCAAGGUGUAUCCUUUUGGAGCUGUGGAUAUCAAGAAUGAUCAGUCCGGAAGAGUAUUUCAAGUGAAUGGGCAGCGACUUAAACACUACAUCGGAGGGGAGGUUGAUCGAGCAAAGACCUCCAUCACAUUGGAAGAGGCUUGAGGAAGAAGGCCUCGGGUUGUCAAGGCUUUAGUUAAUCACAUUUGGGCAACCCGAGUGCGGAGGAACAAGAUUAUAUGUAGUUAUAUAUACACUAUGUAAUAAGUUUGGGGUGUGCCACCCCUU
Cannabis sativa is the source of this 5361-nucleotide messenger RNA. RefSeq lists its product as uncharacterized. The transcript has 3 exons. Bases 1 to 5238 code for a protein of 1745 amino acids. Gene Ontology annotation, molecular function: nucleic acid binding. NCBI's taxonomy places the organism in Eukaryota, Viridiplantae, Streptophyta, Magnoliopsida, Rosales, Cannabaceae. The record is from RefSeq and is a predicted model, not a curated record. Gene Ontology annotation, biological process: DNA integration.